This is a messenger RNA of Sinocyclocheilus anshuiensis, 3842 nucleotides long. Its product is annotated as sterol regulatory element-binding protein 2. Gene Ontology annotation, molecular function: DNA-binding transcription factor activity, RNA polymerase II-specific; protein dimerization activity; RNA polymerase II cis-regulatory region sequence-specific DNA binding. Gene Ontology annotation, cellular component: nucleus. The coding region runs from base 143 to 2992 and encodes 949 amino acids. The transcript has 17 exons. Gene Ontology annotation, biological process: positive regulation of cholesterol storage; positive regulation of transcription by RNA polymerase II. NCBI's taxonomy places the organism in Eukaryota, Metazoa, Chordata, Actinopteri, Cypriniformes, Cyprinidae. The record is from RefSeq and is a predicted model, not a curated record.
AGCCGAGCGCUGUUUGCGAAUGACGUCAAUGCCGGAGCGCAAGAUGGACGCGUUCGGUCGGUAAGCGCUCGAGCCACACCGGAACCGAGCGAACAGCCGCCGCACGGAGAGCCCGUGAUUCUGAGAGGCGAGUAACGCGAGGAUGGACGCCGCCGAGUUCAUGGACAGCGUGGACCAGAGCCUGACGGAACUGGGCGAUGAGUUCACGAUGGGAGACAUCGACGAGAUGCUGCAGUUCGUCAGUAAUCAGGUGGAUUUCCCAGAUCUCUUUGAGGACCAGAUGGGGGGUGGAGCCGUGGCCCCCGUGAGGCCCCUCCCACAGAUGGCCCCCAGCGCCAUACUGACACCCCCACACACGCCCAUACAGACCAGCAGCCAGACGCAGACACGCACACCGCCGCUGCUGCAGCCGCGACCACAGCCAAUCACACAGAUGCAGACGCAGACAUUCCCCAUGCAGACGCUGGCGGUGCAGACGCCGGCGCAGCCACAGACAGUGAUGAUCGCGCCGACCGGCACGCAGACACACCGAUUCAUCCACAACCAGGUGAUCUGCCAGCAGAACCCCGGCGCCGGCUUCCAGGUCCUCCAGCCGCAGAUGCAGAGCAUCAUGACGUCUCCGCAGGUCCAGCCCAUGACCAUCCAGCACCAGCGGCUGCUGACUCCAUCCGGUCAGACCUUCCAGACGCUGUCCACCGCGCCGGUCCACACCGUAUCGCAGCAGGUGCCUGUGCUGCUGCACCAGCCACAGAUCCUGAAGACGGACUCUCUGGUUCUGACCACGCUCAAACCGGACGGGACGCAGGUGCUGUCGACCGUCCAUAACCCGCCGGGCAUCACCACGCUCACGGCACCCAUCCAGACCACCUCGCUGCAGGUCCCUACGCUGAUGAGCAGCAACAUUCUGACCACCGUUCCCAUGGUGAUGGGAGGUGGAGACAAGCUGCCAAUCAAGCAGCUCUCCUCGGGCACCAUCCACACAGGGGGCGGAGCCAGGGUGGCAGUGGAGCAGGGCGUGGCCGUUACCGUGGGAACGGGAGGAGUUGUGAAGGAGGGCGAGAGACGGACGACACACAACAUCAUUGAGAAACGCUACCGAUCGUCCAUCAACGACAAAAUCCUGGAGAUGCGCGACCUCGUGAUGGGCAACGACGCCAAGAUGCACAAGUCUGGCGUUCUGCGUAAAGCCAUCGACUACAUCAAAUACCUGCAGCAGGUGAACCAUAAGCUCCGGCAGGAGAACCUGAUGCUCAAGAUGGCCAGUCACAAGCACAAGUCAGUGUGUCUCUCUGAUGAUGUGGAUCUGAAGCCGGAGGUGGCCUUUAUUUCUCCUCCUCCAUCAGAUUCGGGCUCCAUCUCUCCUCCUCAGCUCUCGCCCUUCUCCAUCGACUCGGAGCCUGGCAGCCCGCUGCUGGAGCACGAGACGGUGAAGAGCGAGCCGGACUCGCCGUCGUCGGUGGGAGUGAUGGACCGCUCGCGUCUGCUGCUCUGCACGCUCACCUUCCUCUGUCUGUCGCUCAACCCUCUGCCGUCUCUGCUGGAGUCAGAGGAGAGCGCCGGGCUGACAGCAGCACACGGAUCCUCGCGCUCGCUCUUCUCGCUGCCCACGCAGAGCUUUGGGGCGUGGCUGUGGUGCGUGUUGCCGUGGUUCCUGGUGUGGGUCCUGAGUGGGGUGGGCGUGGUCUGGGGGUGUGUCCGUGUGCUGUACCUGUGGGAGCCGGUCACGCCCCUUCACUCGCCCACCUCAGUGCGCUUCUGGAGACACCGCAAACAGGCUGACCUGCAGCUGUACCGGGGCGAUUACUCGGAGGCCGUGGUCAGUCUGCACACCUGUCUGUCCGUCUUGUCCAGAGUGCUGCCCUCCUCCACCCUCGACAUCAUCUGCUCGCUCUCCUGGAACCUGAUUCGCUACUGCCUGCGGAAACCCGCCCCCCUGGGCUGGCUGGUGCGUCUGGUUGGAGGGGGACACGAGGGGGAGGAGUCACAGACCAGCUCACGCGACGCAGCACUGGUGUAUCACCAACUCAGCCAGCUGCAGCUCACAGGUAAGCUGGAUCAGCGGCCGCUCUGGGGUGUGUGUGUGUCUCUGAGCGCUGUGAAUCUGAGCGAGAGCGCGGAGGGGAAGAUACUAGUCUCUCAGCGGAUCCAGAUCUUUGUGAGGGCAGCCAUCAGUCUGAGAGCUGCGCUGGGGAAACACCUCACCUGUCUGCCCGGUUACCUGCUGAGCUGCGCCGAGGCUCUGGCCUGUCAGUCAGACUCUAAGCUCCUCCCAGACUGCCUGCGCUGGAUCUUCACGCCGCUGGGCCGCCAGUUCUUCCUGAGCUGUGAUUGGUCAGUGAGGGCAGAGAGCAGCGAGCAGAUCUUCACGUCUCAGAGAGAUGAAGCGGAUCCCAUCACACAGCUGCACCGCUGCUUCUGUGAGAAGCUCCUGGAGAGAGCCGUGCACACGCUGAUCGAGCCGCAGAGCAGCAAACACGCAGAGGACGCUGGCUCUCAGGGGGUGGAGCUUCUGGUGUGUGACCUCCUCCUGACUCUGAGGACCAGCCUAUGGCAGCGCGGAGGCGGGUCUAACGGAGAGCCAGGCCCCGCCCCCGGAUCCCAAUUGGCUGGAUUCCAAAGGGACUUGAGCUCUCUGCGUAAGCUCGGCCAGGCCCACAGAUGGGCCCAACACAAGCUGUUCCUGCACGAGACGACGGUCCGACUGAUGGCAGGAGCCAGUCCCACACGCACACACCAGCUACUGCGACACCGAACACACAACUACAGCACAACCGACGGUGACUGUGCGCUGGGCGAGCGUGAGAGGGCUCAUGCUAUCCUGCUAGCGUGUCGUCACCUGCCGCUGCCGCUGCUAACGCCGCCGGGUCACCGCGCUCGACUGCUGGCCGAGGCCAAGCGCACGCUGGAGCGAGUGGGAGACCGCAGAUCCCUGCAGGACUGCCAGCAGAUACUGCUGCGGCUCGGAGGAGGAACCACCAUCGCUGCCACAUAACACACACACACAUAUAUACACACAUAAACACAAACACACACACACACAGAUACUGCUGCGGCUCGGAGGAGGAACCACCAUCGCUGCCACAUAACACACACACACUCACACUCACACAAAUAUAUACACACUCACACACACACACACACACACACUGAACCUUCUUUAGCUGUAUGUUAGUCAUGAUCAUGUUAAUAUUAGAUGUAUAUUAGUUUCAUCCUCAACAUACACAUAUACACAAACACACACAGGUUCAUUCAGAUCUACUGCAACAGCUAGUAAAUAAACGGCUUGUGUCUGCAGCUACCUCACACACACUCUCUCACACACAAACACACACACACAUAUACGUAUGUUGUACAGAACUGUGUCUUAUAGACCAAAGUCUUCAAGCGCUAGUGAGAUACAUGAGGGUUAUUAUAUAAUUAUUAUUUCACAUGACGACCUUAACACUUCAUCAUGUGUCAUUUCUUCAGAUUUAGUUUCUGAUGUGUUUGUUUUAUUUUGCUUCGGUAGUUUUUUGUCUUUAUUCUUUUAUAUUUGAAUAGAUGAAAGCUAGACUUUUAUGAUGACAACCCGUGAUGAAGAUGAUGUAAUGUCUCACACACACACAUCAGAAAUGAGCUGUUAAUGCAGAAAAAAUAAGCGUGUGUAUUAUUUGGUGUUUAUAAUAAUUUAAUCUAAAGCUCCUGGUUGUGUUUUAAUAUCUAACUGUAAUAACUCUCUCUGCAGCUCCGUCACAUGCACUCUUUCUGCUCUCACUCUUUCGUUCAUGUGUUUGUCUGAAGCUCUACAUCUUUUGAUUCUUUUUUUUUUUUGUAAUAAAACUGCAGAUGCCGUUGAAGAACCA